Molecule: messenger RNA, 1931 nt
Organism: Pelagomonas calceolata
Lineage: Eukaryota; Pelagophyceae; Pelagomonadales; Pelagomonadaceae
Source: the annotation of a GenBank genome assembly
GGCGGCGUCGCCUCGCUAUUGGGCCCCCGCGCGCCGGCCCCCCGACGCGCCGCCGCCCCGCUGCCGCCGUCCCAAGGACGCCCCGGCCACGACAUAACAUCGGCUGCCCCGGACGCCCGCCGCCGCGCACCAGCCGAACACCAAAUGGAGGCCCCGCCGCCGCCCCCGCCACAACAGCCCCCGAAGAAGAAGCCGCCCCAGUCGACCCAACCGGAGACGGCGGAGGACGGCCAGACCCUCUUCGACGACGAGCUUGACCGCUUGCUGCCGGUCGGUACCGUAGCGUCUGUGAUGAGGGCCGCGAUCCCGCCCGAGGCGAAGAUCGGGAGAGACGCGCGGGAAGCGGCCCAAGACUGCGCGUCGGAGUUUGUCGCGUUUGUCGCCUCGGAAGCUUCCGACGCCUGCGCCGCCGCGGGUAGUGCGUCGGCGUCCGAAUCGGCCCAAAUUUGGACCAGAGACCACCCAUCGCCUUCUCUGAUGGACACGAGUCGCGUCGACGGCGUGCCAUCACGCUUUUGACACACGCAGGUAGGAGGAUUAUGACCGGACGCGAUGUGGUUGAUGCCGUGGUGCGCCUCGGCUUCGACCGCCAGGCCGCUCCCCUCGAAGCGUUCCUGGCGACUUGUGUGGAGAAAAGAAGAGGAGAGAACAAAGUUAAAAGAGCGAAGCGCGCGAAGGUUGUUGCUGCCCAGGCCGCGGCGGCCGCAACCGAGGAGCCCGCCGCUCCGGCGCAGCCGCCGCUCGGGCCGGCCUUGCUCGGGCCGCAGCCGAUCUAGUGGGAGUAAGGGUGUGUUUGCCGUACGUUGCGGACUAAUGUACCGCUAGCGGUACAUUAUUGCGGCGAUGGCGUGGUGGGGGUCGUCCGCGGCCGCGUGACCCGCGUCUCGCAUUUUCCGGCUUUCGAGCUCUGGGGGAGUCGAUGGGGGCCUGCGGGAGGCGUCGUGCGGCUCGAUUUUUCAAGAGCCUCGCACGGCAUUGCGGGCGAGAAAAAACGCCUCGCUCUGUCCACUCCGCGAGGCCAGAGACAACUUGAGGAUUUUAGAGUAUACUUUCAGACCGGACAGUGACACGAAGCAAGCGAGCGCGCUGUCCGGCGCCGAUCACAGAGAGCUUGACCCCUCUCAGAGCCAAAGUGAGUUUUUUGCUGAAUUGACCCGCGGGCGCGGCCCGGAAGAUAAUGUCGCGCCUCUUAAUGAUAGCCCUCGCGGGCGUGGCCGCUCUCGCGGUCGCGGCGCCCGAUCAGGCCGCCGCGGCGCCCGUCGACCUCGAGCGCGACCAGCGCGCCGCGGCCGCGGCCGUCGAAGGCCGAGGCGCCCAAGGAGCCCGCGGCCGCCGAGGCGCCGGUCGAGGAGCGCGUCGCCGUCGCGGCACCCGCGGCGCCCGCGGCCGGCGACUGGGAGGCCCAGUACAAUGCCCUGGAGGCGGCCUACCUGGCCAAAAAAGUCGCGGCGGCGCCCGCCGAGUCGGCCGCUGAGGACUACGACGAGUUUGGCGACGAGUUCGGCCUCGGCGGCCUCUUCAAGUUCGUCAAGGGGCUCGUCGGCGGCGAGACCGAGCGGGCCGCCGUCGACGACGCGCCGCCGGCAGCGGUACUCCGCGUCCCGGACCUCGAGUACAAGGUCGCGCGCGGCGACACGUACUUUCUGCGUCUUGCCCAGGGUAUGACGGCGACGUGGCGCGAGUCGCGCGAUGCGCCCGAGCCUCAGACCGAGAGGGAGACCUACGUCGUCGAGGAGCGCGACGACGUCCUGCCGUGCCUCCUCGCCGGCGCGGCCGUCGUCAUGGCCGGGGGCAUGGGCGUCGGCUUCGUGCUCGGGUUGCUCUACGCGUCGCAGCGCCGGCGCCCGGUGCCUGCGACCCUCUACCGCGUCGCCUCGAAGGAUGUUGACGCCGCGGGCUUGGCGGAUUUGGCGCUAGCCGAGGUCGUCUGA